Messenger RNA from Saprolegnia parasitica CBS 223.65, 1107 nucleotides. RefSeq lists its product as hypothetical. Lineage: Eukaryota; Oomycota; Saprolegniomycetes; Saprolegniales; Saprolegniaceae. Bases 25 to 1038 code for a protein of 337 amino acids. Gene Ontology annotation, molecular function: oxidoreductase activity; zinc ion binding. The record is from RefSeq and is a predicted model, not a curated record. The transcript has a single exon.
CGAUCUUCCGACCACAGCAUCCUCAUGACGCCAACAACGAUGCGCGCGCUCGUCUACAGUGCGUAUGGCCCCGCCUCGUCGGUCCUUAGCCUCAAGGAAAUCGCUGUGCCAUCGCUCCAGCCUGGCCACGUCCUUGUCAAAAUCGGUGCCUUUGGUCUCAACGCGGCCGACAAGAUCCUCCUCGCCGGCACGCCAUUUCCGGUGCGCUUGGCACUCGGUGGCAUUUUCCGGCCCCGCGCCGACUCGGUGCUUGGCGCUGACUUUGCCGGCACGAUUGAAGCGCUGGGCGACGGCGUCACCUCGUACAAGGUUGGCGACGAAGUGUACGGCGAGGUGAACUUUGCGACGGGCGCCGGCGCGUUCGCCGAGUACGUGUGCGUCCCCGCCGACAGCGCGAUGGCCCUCAAGCCCAAGCGUCUCUCGUUCGCCCAAGCCGCGGCGAUGCCGAUCUCGGGUCAAACGGCCCUUCUCGGUCUCCGCGAUGGGCUCCAGCUUCAGGCCGGCCAGCGCAUCCUCAUCAAUGGCGCGUCCGGGGGUGUCGGUACCUUUGCCGUGCAGAUUGCCAAGGCGCUGGGAGGUCAUGUGACGGCGGUGUGCAGCACAGGCAACGUGGCCAUGGUGCGCGAGCUCGGUGCGGACGACGUCAUCGACUACACCAUCGACGACUUUGUGGCGAAAACGACAGUGCCGUACGACGCGAUCUUUGACGUCAUGGGCAACCGCUCGAUGCGAGACUUUCGGCGCCUCUUGGUGCCGCGCGGCACGUACUUGGCCGUGGGCGGCGACCCCGCAACGUUCUUCUCGCGUACGCUGUGCCUCCUCGCGUCCAAGGUAAUCGCGUCGCAGUCGCUGCGGCUGUGCAUCUCGGCACCGUCCCAUGCGCUGCUGACAGACCUGGCGCAACUCGUCGACCAAGGGCUCGUGACGCCGUGCGUUGAGAAGGAGUACGACCUGUCGGACGGCGUCGCGGCCAUUGUCGAAGCCCACGAGAAACACGCAAAAGGCAAACGUGUUGUGAAGAUUACCCCGAUUUCCUAAGCGCUCAACACAAGAAUGCAUUCAUUAUAUUGAAUAUUGAUAGUACUACCCUUCUCCCAAUGAGUCGUC